AUGGAUGAAGAAUGGCAUCGUUCGUUCAGAUUAGUUGGUCUUAGUGGUAUUUAUUAUGAUUCAAACGUGUGGAAUAUAGCAUUAGCAACACAUAAUCGAAUAUAUAAACAAAUUUUAUCGCAUAAAUUUAUUCAACAACGUGGUAUUUAUCGAAUUACUCGUAUUCGGCUAUGGGAAUGGUUAAUUGCAGCUGCUAAAUCAAAUAUAUUAACAAAACAUAUUGAAUUAGCAAAACAUGGUUGUACUAUGUAA
Molecule: messenger RNA, 252 nt
Organism: Didymodactylos carnosus
Lineage: Eukaryota; Metazoa; Rotifera; Eurotatoria; Philodinida; Philodinidae
Source: the annotation of a GenBank genome assembly